This is a messenger RNA of Zootermopsis nevadensis, 2350 nucleotides long. RefSeq lists its product as uncharacterized. NCBI's taxonomy places the organism in Eukaryota, Metazoa, Arthropoda, Insecta, Blattodea, Termopsidae. The record is from RefSeq and is a predicted model, not a curated record. Gene Ontology annotation, biological process: regulation of gene expression. Gene Ontology annotation, cellular component: nucleus.
GUUUGCGAAGGGAGGGGGUUGAAGGAAAGUGGAGGGGGCGAGGGUUGAAGCGUGCUCACAUCAGUGUGGGGAUGGAAGGGAGGGGGCAGUUGUAUUAUUGGUGUAGGUUAGGGGCUGCAGUAUAGUACGAAGAUCUGUCAGGAGGAGCGGACAGAGUGCGCAAUCCGUCACUUGACAGACAGACAGACGGACGGGCGUGCAAUGGCACUGUCUUUACAAACGGUGUCUGCUUCAGGGGGACCACCACCAGCGGUGGCUCACCAGCACAGAGGAAGCCCGGGGGAUAUGAAGGUCACGACUUCAGAACUCGGUGGGACCAACGGCGACAGGAGAGCGACCCGGAGCCCCUGCUCGCCCGACACGAACAGCGGUAACCUUGCAAUUACGAGCGUCCCGAGGGCAGCACUGUCCGCGGGCCUUCUUCACCACGGCACCCCAGAAGGCGUGGCGCCCCUCCUGAGUCCCCAUAACCAGAUGUUCCGGAACCCGGAUUCACUGCUGUCUGUAACCCACACGGCUGCUCUCAUGGCCGGAAGGGCCGUGGGUUCGAACCCACACAGGCUACCUCUCAGCCUACGCACGACACUCGCCUCUGGACACGCUCUGUUCCACCAUCAGCGUGCAGGGAGUAUUUUCAACUGGUCUUCGCCUUCGGUGUCGCCACCGCCUGUAGUGACAACGGAUUCCGCAAAUAACAACAACAGAACGGCGCUGAAGUCGGCAGCGGCGAAGAGAAACAACAACAACCACGUGGUGACCAGCAGCAGCGGAGGCGUCUCGGCUGUGAACAGGAAGAACCAGGCGAACGCGAGGAAGCGGGCGUCGAGGAACGUCGACAGCGUCGAGCCGACCAUCAUCGAGGUCGCGGCUAUGGCACAGAUCACCACUGCCCCGCCUUCGCCCCCAACGUCAGGUUCAUCGCCUCCUUCGGAACCAGCGAAGAGCGCGGGCAACGCGGUGGACUCCGUCGCGGGCCGCGACAAAGUAUUCACCUGCGGGACGUGCCACCGGUCCUUCGGCUACAAGCACGUGUUGCAGAACCACGAGCGGACUCACACGGGCGAGAAGCCGUUCCGCUGUGGCGUCUGUGAGAAGCGAUUCACCCGCGAUCACCACCUCAAGACGCACAUGCGACUGCACACGGGCGAGAAACCCUACGAGUGCACUCACUGCGACCGCCAGUUCGUCCAGGUGGCGAACCUUCGCCGACACCUCCGAGUUCACACGGGCGAACGGCCUUACGCCUGCGAACUAUGCACGUCGAAGUUCUCCGAUUCAAAUCAGCUCAAGGCCCACAUGCUGAUUCACAAGGGCGAGAAGCCCUUCGAGUGUCUGCGAUGCCAGGGUAGGUUCAGGCGUCGCCACCACCUGAUGCACCACAAGUGUCCGAGCAAAGACGCCUCUUCUGGUGUUCUAGUGUCCGGCAUCGAAGACGGAAAGCGGAGAGGACUCGAUUUUGUGAGCAAGAGAAUAGCGGACGCAUCGAAGAAGUCAGAACGCGAUGAAUACGAAGCAGCUAGACAGAAAUUCUCCACCGCAGUUGGCUCCCACGACGAAGACGUGGUUGUUGAUGACUUUGAAAACGAGGAAGACGCUUCGGACAUGGUCGUCGAAGGAGAAGACGAUGACGAGGUGGACCAUUUCGUGACCUCUCGCCGCGUGGUCGCCCACAACAACAACGGAUCCGUUCUAGAGAAAAAAAGCAGACUACGGAAGCCUCAGGAAAUUCGUCGCGUAAUCCGCCUCGCGAGCGCCACGUCGCCACCCGGAUCCAUGAUCGUCACGAAUCCAAUCCCAAUGCCACCCUCCGCCCUCGUCCUCCCGGAGCAAACCGAGCCGGAGGAUCUGUCUAUGAGCACCGCGAACGCGCACCGGCUCAACCGAAACGGCUACACGAACCAAAACGUCCACUCGAACUCGCACAGCAGCGGGGAUUCUCGAUCCCCGUCUUCCGGGGCGGACGAGGAAGAUGAAGACGAUGACGACCUAAAUCCCACGACCACCGGCCUCUUCCUACAGCACGGCCAUCCCAAGUUCCGACGCCAUCACCAGCAACUUCAACGAAGUAAGGACGCGGCGCCUGUCUCCUAGUUUCUAGCAGAGCCAAUCCUAAUUGAUAAUCAACUACGGGUAUGUACCAAAUGGUAUAUAGUCAUAAUUUAAGUGAAAAUAUAUAUAUUAUUAUAGUGCAUAAGAAAAUAUGAGGACAUUCUUUUAUACGAAAACUAUUACGUAGUAAACAAACUAGAGGAAGGUUUUUUAACUAACGAUGAAUGGGCAUAUUGGACGAUGGUUGGUAAACACUGUUUGUUGAGAAAAAAAUUCUUAGGCAAUGCCAAGCCGGAAGAAG